Ilex paraguariensis (yerba mate) is the source of this 791-nucleotide messenger RNA. NCBI's taxonomy places the organism in Eukaryota, Viridiplantae, Streptophyta, Magnoliopsida, Aquifoliales, Aquifoliaceae. The record is from the annotation of a GenBank genome assembly.
ACUUUACUCUGAAACUGCUUCGAAUCCCCUGAUUGCCAGUACAAUAUAAACACCGAGGAGCAAGAAUUAGCAGACCACUCUCUCUCACAUUAUGUUAUAUCCCAUUUAAUAAAAAUGGAAGAAGUAAGAAUAUCACUGCCACAUGUUCAUCUUCGUCCUAAGAAGAAGUCACUGAUCUCCGAUUGGGAUCGACGACGGUACGAAGAACAUCUGUUCGCCAUAGCUUACAUGACAAUCAUGUCACUCUGGCAAUUGCCGAUGGAGUACAUAGACGGUAACUAUGUACCUACCGUUAUCUUCAAGGGUCAAACCAAGACUUUUCAGACCUUCGUGUUUGGGCUCACUAUGUCGGUCAUUGGAUCCGUCUGCGCGAUCGUACUCCGCCAACGUGAUCCAACGAUGGCGAGGUAUUAUAGGCUUUUCGCCGUCGGCGCUAUGGCCGUGGCUGUGGUGUUUUUCUUGUGGGCUGCUGUUCCGGCAGCGUUCUGGUGGUUGGCUUCCUUGGUCCUGUAGGUGCCUGGAUGUGGUCUAUUACUAUUACACCAAGCCUGGUAAUUGUUCCUGUUGGGUUUAAUCCCGUUUGAUGUCAAAAUCUGUUAACCCGACCCACUUAUAAUCAUAUGUAAUCGGAUGGUAUGUCUUAAUAAAAGUGGACUUCUUUAUUUAAUAAGUCUAACAAAUUAUUCAAAAUGGGUAAAAUUAAACCUAACCCAUCAAAUGUAUGUCAAUUUUGUAUCACAUAAAUGGUGUCUUGUAAUUUAAAUGAGAACUUUAUGGAGUUCAAGGUCUUU